CUCUAUCCGCAGCUAUUCAUGCUCCUGCCUAUCUCUGCCUGCCCUGGGAGUGACUAUAGUCUUGUCAACAGUGUUGUGGAGGCAAUGAAUAUUCAUGAGCAGCUGAGGCAGGGCUGUGCCUCUGGAUUGCUUCUUCUGAGCCAUCAUCAUCACCAUUGUACAGUUUAUCUGCUUUUCCAGGAAGAACACUAGAAGCCGGCAGGAUCUGACCAGGCUGGAGAGGAUACAGGGACUAGGAUGCUGAGCUAGGAAGGACCAUUCUCCCCCUGCAGUCUUUGUCCUGAUGCUGAGAAUCUGGUGACUGGACCUGUGAUCUCUGCAGCAGCCAAACUGAAAUUGACGGUGUCUUCUCAGCCUCCACUCCUGAGGUGCUCAGAGAUGGAGGCCCCGUUGGUGUCCCUGGAUGAGGAGUUUGAAGAUGUCAGGUCUUACUCCGAGGAUCGAGAAGACAAGUCGAGGAGCAUCUAUAUGUCACCUUCAAGACAUCUGGAGGACGCUUCCCUUUCUGAGCUAGAAAACUUCAGCUCUGAGAUUAUCAGUUUCAAGUCAAUGGAAGACUUGGUCAAUGAGUUUGAUGAAAAGCUCAAUGUUUGUUUUCGAAAUUACAAUACCAAAACGGAGAACUUGGCCCCUGUAAAGAAUCAUCUGCAGAUUCAGGAGGAGGAGGAAAGGCUCAGAGAUGAGGAAGUCUGGGACGCCCUGACCGACAACUACAUUCCAUUAAAUGGUGAAAAAUGGAGAGAACAGAGUGAAGAGCUGCUGAAUGGUAACCUGUCCGACACCGAGUUCCAUGAAAAAGAGGAAGAAGAACUGAAUGAGAAGAGUGAGAAUGAUUCUGGUAUAAAUGAGGAGCCACUGCUGACUGCGGACCAGGUGAUUGAAGAGAUUGAGGAGAUGAUGCAGAACUCCCCAGACCCUGAAGAAGAACUCGAAGAAGAAGAGAAUGACUUGGAAGAGGUUUCAUCUCGCUCGGACACGGUUCUCCUUCAGGAAAUGCAGGCCCUGAGUCAGAACUUUAACAAUAACUGGACCACGGAGGCAGGUCUGCAGCACAUGAACAGUGAGGAGCUGACGCAAUUACUGGUGCGAGUGGAGCAGGCAAUCUGCGACUAUUCUGAAGAGCUGGUGCAGCAUCUUGCCCGACGGGAUGAGCUGGAGUUUGAGAAGGAGGUGAAGAAUUCCUUCAUCACAGCUUUGUUGGAGGUUCAGAACAAGCAGAAGGAACACAGAGAGCUUGUGAAGAAGAGGAGGAAAGAGAAGGGUCUCAGUCUGCAGAGCAACCGCUCCGAGAGAAACAGCCAGAUGCCCAUGAAGCGCUUCAGCAUGGAAGGAAUCUCCAAUAUUCUACAGACAGGAAUCAGACAAACAUUUGGUAAUUCAGGGAAUGAGAAGCAGUAUCUGAAUACAGUCAUCCCAUAUGAGAAGAAACCAACACCCCCAACUGUUGAGGACCUGCAGAUGCUGACUAACAUAUUAUUCGCUAUGAAAGAAGACAGUGACAAGGUCCCUAUGUUAUUAACAGACUACAUUCUAAAAGUGCUCUGCCCAACCUAACGUGUGCCACCCGGAUGGCAGAUCAGGGAGAACAUUCAUGUCACAUCAGGACUGCAUGACAUAACAUUUACAUUUUGCAUUGAAUUAAUCCGAGUUAAGGGCCGGUAUUGAUUAUUACCUUUUGCUUUCUCAUCAGUUUAAUCACAAUGCGCUCAGAGAAACACAGAAUUAACCCUAUUAGGUUUUGUGUUACCCAUGAGCUCUAUGGUUCGUUUUCUACCAAGACUUCUGCCCCCUGCUGGAAACCAGUAGCAGUCCGACGCCUUGUGCUAGAACCCGACCUAUCAGGGUAACGUGGGGUGGAUUUGGGGCUAUUGUUUUGCUCUGUACAGAUGUAUAAUUCUAUUUACUAGGACACAUGAUGGAUUACUAGUAGAGAUGAGCGAACUUACAGUAAAUUCGAUUCGUCACGAACUUCUCGGCUCGGCAGUUGAUGACUUAUC
Hyla sarda is the source of this 1997-nucleotide messenger RNA. RefSeq names its product fasciculation and elongation protein zeta 1 (gene FEZ1). Lineage: Eukaryota; Metazoa; Chordata; Amphibia; Anura; Hylidae. Bases 379 to 1554 code for a protein of 391 amino acids. The record is from RefSeq and is a predicted model, not a curated record. Gene Ontology annotation, cellular component: axon; cytoplasm. The transcript is spliced from 10 exons.